AUGCAUCAACCAGUAUCUGCCGAUCCUACUCCAACAAGAGCAGAGCCUACUCCAUCGGCACCGCCAUACGGUACCGGCACCGCCCAUGGCCCGUCGUUCGGGCCUACAGGAAACCCGGCUGGGUAUAUUUCAGCCUGGUCGCAGCCGCAGACAUUUUUCAGUCCGGCCACGCCGGCCUGGAACCCGGGCCCCUGGGGUAAUCCUCGGUUUCCCACGACUGCAAACUCGGCACCUAUGCCGCCAUGCUACUACAACUCCUGGGGUUUUCCUACCCAGUGGUUUCCACAGAUGCCUCCAUCGGCAUAUCCGCAAUCGUCAGGCGCUGUCCCGACAACUGCACCUACUGGUUCACGAGCACAGUCAUCAUCUGCUGGUAGCGUGCCGUCUCACACCGACGCCGUUAUUACGGUCGUCAGUGACAUCAGCGACGAGGAGAGCUCGGAAAUUUCUAACGCAGGAACUUCAACGAGUUCCCUUCCUGCUUCGAAGGGGAUCCUCCGUAACCCCCACAAAAAGGACAAAGGAAAUCCCAUUUCGGAUGAGGUGAUGAAAUGGUGGGAAGAACUUAGAACUCAUAAACUUUCACCGGAAGACCACAAAGAGGAGUUGUCAUCCUUUGCGGUUCCCGAAGAGCAGGAUAAAUAUUUCUCUGCUCCGGAGUUGCCUGCCGGUAUCAAGAAAGUAUUCAAACAGGUAAAUCCGUCCAUGUUGCUCAAGAUGACAGACUAA
Messenger RNA from Patiria miniata (bat star), 729 nucleotides. Its product is annotated as protein transport protein sec31-like. Lineage: Eukaryota; Metazoa; Echinodermata; Asteroidea; Valvatida; Asterinidae. The record is from RefSeq and is a predicted model, not a curated record. The coding region runs from base 1 to 729 and encodes 242 amino acids. The transcript has a single exon.